AUGACAACUACUACUGAACAAACAGUUAUUAAUAUGGAACAAAAACCGGCAGUAGCACAUACUCUUGUUAUUAAUGAACCAAUAAAUUCACAACAGGUAUCACUAGAAACAGUUAUUGCCAAUGAGCCGAAAAAUUUAUUAGCAACAUCAGUAGAAAAAGUUGCUGUAACGGAUGUAACAACUGCAAAGCCAGUAGAAGCAGAUAAUCUUAUUGUCGACGAUCCAAAAAAUGUGCAAACAACAGAAUCAGAUAAAUUACCGUCCAGUGGUGCUAGUAAAAAGGCAUUGAAUAAAAAACUUUUUGGAUCAGGUAUAUCACUUGCUACUGUGGUUCUAGUCAUUAUUCCACGUAAGUCAUAUGAUUUUCUGUGA
Molecule: messenger RNA, 372 nt
Organism: Rotaria sordida
Lineage: Eukaryota; Metazoa; Rotifera; Eurotatoria; Philodinida; Philodinidae
Source: the annotation of a GenBank genome assembly